GAUUCCAGAGCAACGCUGCCACGUCGAAAUGUUUGAGCAUACAGGACUUGGUGCAAAUGUUGUGCACUCUUGUUUGAAAGAAGAGGGAAGAAUGAGAGGAGGGCGUGAUAUUACCUAUCACCAUUGUGGAUUAUAUAUAGGACAGGUGACAGCAAUGCGUGGAGAAGCUUGGUGGACUGUUGUAGGCUCCAUUAUCAAACCUGACCUGACUUUAUUAUCGGCACUGCUUAUCUCAUCUGACUUUGAAAGUAGGACAUUAAGGUGUGCCAGCAGGACACAACGGACUAAAAAAAAGUUUUAAUGGGAUACUCGUGCAGCGGCCAAAGGGAACAAACUGGUUUUAUAUGAAGUUUCUGUGAGGGUGAAGAGGGUCAAUGGGAGCUGGAGAGAGGCGUACAAGUUUGUCCCACAGGGAGAAAUGUUGUGUUCUCAGGAGGACCUGCUCCUCCGUGUGCGUGGCUACCGUCGGGUUCGUGUCAAUCCUGGGUGUCAGCCUGCUCUGGCUGCCGGAGCCGCGCAUCGUGGAUCCGCUUGUCUCAAAGGUCAACAGCCCGGUGACGAUCCUGAUAUGGACUCAGCCGUUCGGUCAUUACAGCAGCCUCCCGGACUGCUCUGAGCUCUAUCAGAUCGACCAGUGCACGCUCACCGACGACGCACGCGCGUACCUGCACGCUGACGCCGUGAUCGUGCACCACCGUGAGGUCGCCACCGGCAAAGCUGAUCUGCCACCGGAACCGCGGCCCCGUGCGCAAAAGUGGAUAUGGAUGAACUUCGAGUCGCCCACGCACACGCACAGGCUGAGGUAUUUUGAGGGUGUUUUCAACCUCACCAUGACCUACCGGACUGACUCUGAUAUAUUCGUGCCGUACGGGUAUCUUUUCAGAAACAAGGGUGUCCAAAAUCACUUUGUGCACCCGCUCCGCGUACCCACGCGCUCACGCCUCCACCGGCCCCGCCUCGUGGUCUGGGUCGUCAGUAAUUGGUCUGAGUCCCAUGCGCGCGUGGCCUUCUACUACAGUCUCAGCCGGUACAUCCGAGUGGAUGUGUUCGGGCGCGCGGGCCGGCCGGUGCCAAAGGACAGCACCGUGGUGCGGCUGGUCGAAAGGUACCAGUUCUACCUGGCGCUUGAGAACUCGCAGCACACCGACUACAUCACGGAGAAGUUGUGGAACGCAGUGCAGGCCGGUGCCAUCCCGGUGGUCCUGGGUCCGUCCAGACAGAACUACGAGCGCUUCCUGCCUCCGGAAGCCUUCAUCCACGUGGACGACUUCCCCACAGUGCGUGGGCUGGCACGGUACCUCAUGAUGCUGAGGCGCAACCCGGCUCGGCUGAGGCGGCACCUGAACUGGAGAGGGAGCUACAGCAUGCACCAGGCCAGCUUCUGGGCCGAACACUACUGCACGGCAUGCAAUGCGGUGAUGCGCAACAGAGGCAGGACUGAUGUGGUCCAACACUUGACAGGCUGGUUUGAAUCGUGAUAAACAUGCUGUAUCACCUCCAGCUGAUUGAACUGAGGCCAGAGCUGAUAGAUGAUUUGUAAACAGACUCACUGCAGCUGAUGAUUAUCAGCUGUCAAAGUUUACAAUAGAAAUCUAUUCAUUAUUGUCUGUUUAUUUGACUUUAAUCAUGAGGUAACUGAGAAUGUGAGAACUGAUUUUUUUAUGUACUGUUGUCAGAGUAGUUAUUUUUGCAGGUUUUUCUAUGGACUCAACAUUUAAUAGUGUUUUUAAAGCUGUAUUAAAGUUACACUUUGUAUUUUC
Larimichthys crocea (large yellow croaker) is the source of this 1760-nucleotide messenger RNA. Its product is annotated as alpha-(1,3)-fucosyltransferase 4-like. Gene Ontology annotation, molecular function: alpha-(1->3)-fucosyltransferase activity. Bases 375 to 1478 code for a protein of 367 amino acids. Gene Ontology annotation, cellular component: membrane. Lineage: Eukaryota; Metazoa; Chordata; Actinopteri; Sciaenidae. The record is from RefSeq and is a predicted model, not a curated record. The transcript has a single exon.